GGUCAAUUUAAGUCGGCGUGCUCAUUUGAACCAGUGGAACUGAAACGAAGCAGAAGACGAACGGCCCAGCACUGGUUAUAUCUCGUUCUAACCGAUAUUGAUGGAUUGGCAGCCAGAUGAGCAAGGACUCCAGCAGGUCCUCCAGCUACUCAAAGACUCCCAGUCGCCCAACACAGUGACACAAAGAGCUGUCCAACAAAAACUUGAGCAACUCAACCAGUUUCCUGAUUUCAACAAUUAUCUCAUCUUUGUCCUCACAAGACUCAAAACCGAAGAUGAGCCGACUCGCUCCUUAAGUGGUUUGAUACUGAAGAACAAUGUUAAGGCUCACUAUCAGAACUUCCCUUCGGGAGUUUCCGAUUUCAUCAAGCGGGAAUGCCUCAACAGCAUUGGUGAUCCGUCGCCACUUAUUCGGGCCACCAUUGGUAUCCUCAUCACUACAAUCGCCUCCAAAGGAGAGCUCCAGUCAUGGCCGGAGCUGCUGCCACAGCUCUGCAACUUGCUCGACUCGGAGGACUAUAACACUUGUGAGGGCUCGUUCGGUGCGCUGCAGAAGAUCUGCGAGGACUCGUCGGAGCUGCUGGACAGCGACGCUCUGAACAGGCCCCUCAACGUUAUGAUACCUAAAUUUCUUCAGUUCUUCAAGCAUUGCAGUCCAAAGAUUAGGUCCCAUGCCAUAGCCUGUGUGAACCAGUUCAUCAUUGGAAGAGCCCAGGCCCUCAUGGAAAACAUUGACACCUUCAUAGAGAGUCUGUUUGUGCUGGCAGCAGACGAAGACUCUGAGGUCCGUAAAAACAUCUGCAGAGCCCUGGUCAUGUUGCUGGAGGUCCGCAUUGACCGUCUAAUCCCCCAAAUGCACAGCAUUAUACAGUAUAUGCUGCAGCGAACUCAGGAUCCCGAUGAGAAUGUGGCUCUGGAAGCCUGUGAGUUCUGGUUGACCUUAGCGGAGCAGCCCAUUUGUAAGGAGGCGCUGUCCGGACACCUGGUGCAGCUGAUUCCUGUUUUAGUAAACGGCAUGAAGUACUCUGAAAUCGACAUCAUACUGUUGAAGGGUGAUGUGGAAGAAGACGAGGCGGUGCCCGACAGCGAGCAGGACAUCAAGCCCCGCUUCCACAAGUCACGCACGGUCACCCUGCAACAUGAAGGAGGGGAGGGAGAGGAGGAUGAAGACAUUGAAGAUGAUGAUGAGGACGAUGAUGAUGAUGCACUUACAGACUGGAACCUGCGCAAGUGUUCGGCUGCAGCACUCGACGUUCUGGCUAACGUGUUCCGCGAUGAGCUGCUCCCUCACCUCCUGCCGCUGCUCAAAGGGUUGCUCUUCCAUCCGGACUGGGUCGUGAAGGAGUCUGGUAUUUUGGUGCUUGGAGCCAUAGCUGAAGGUUGCAUGCAGGGCAUGGUGCCCUACCUGCCAGAGCUCAUCCCACACCUCAUCCAGAGUCUGAGUGACAAGAAGGCCCUGGUGCGCUCCAUCGCUUGCUGGACUUUGAGUCGCUACGCGCAUUGGGUGGUGUCCCAGCCCCCUGACUCCUACCUCAAACCGCUGAUGACGGAGCUUCUGAAACGCAUCUUGGACAGCAACAAGAGAGUCCAGGAGGCUGCCUGCAGCUCCUUUGCCACCCUGGAGGAGGAAGCAUGCACAGAACUGGUUCCUUACCUGAGCUUCAUCCUGGACACUCUGGUUUUUGCCUUUGGGAAGUACCAGCACAAGAAUCUCCUCAUCCUCUAUGAUGCCAUUGGGACUCUUGCGGAUUCAGUGGGUCACCAUCUCAACCAAGCUGAGUACAUUCAGAAGCUGAUGCCUCCUUUAAUAGCCAAGUGGAAUCUGCUGAAAGAUGAAGACAAGGAUCUCUUUCCACUUUUAGAGUGUCUGUCGUCUGUGGCCACAGCCCUGCAGAGUGGCUUUCUGCCGUACUGCGAGCCGGUUUAUCAGCGCUGUGUCACUUUAGUUCAGAAGACGCUUGCUCAGGCUAUGAUGUACAACCAGCAGCCAGACCAGUAUGAGGCUCCAGACAAGGACUUCAUGAUCGUGGCUUUGGACCUGCUGAGUGGGCUUGCAGAGGGGCUCGGUGGCCAUGUGGAGCAACUAGUGGCUCGCUCCAACAUAAUGACCCUGCUUUUUCAAUGCAUGCAGGACACAAUGCCUGAAGUGAGACAAAGCUCCUUUGCACUGCUGGGCGAUCUGACCAAGGCCUGCUUUCUUCAUGUGAAACCCUGCAUUGCUGAGUUUAUGCCCAUCCUGGGGCUAAACCUGAACCCAGAGUUUAUCUCUGUGUGUAACAAUGCCACCUGGGCCAUCGGGGAGAUCUCUAUGCAGAUGGGUGCAGAGAUGCAGCCUUACGUUAGUAUGGUGCUGCCUCACCUGGUGGAGAUCAUUAACAGACCCAACACCCCAAAGACUCUGCUGGAAAACACAGCCAUUACAAUCGGCCGACUCGGCUUCGUCUGCCCUCAGGAAGUGGCACCACAGCUGCAGCAUUUCAUCAGACCAUGGUGCACGUCUUUGAGGAAUAUUAGAGAUAACGAGGAGAAGGACUCUGCUUUUCGGGGAAUCUGUGUUAUGAUUGGUGUCAAUCCUGCAGGUGUGGUGCAGGACUUUAUUUUCUUCUGUGAUGCUGUGGCCUCAUGGGUCAACCCAAAGGAUGACCUGCGAGAUAUGUUUUAUAAGAUCCUGCAUGGCUUCAAGGACCAGGUGGGAGAGGAGAACUGGCAGCAGUUCUCAGAGCAGUUCCCCCCUCUGUUAAAGGAGCGACUAUCAACCUGCUAUGGUGUCUAAUCCAACCCUUGCUCCACUGACCUGUCAAGUUCAUGAAGGGGGAGGGUAACAGGGGAACUCACUGCACUGCCCAAAUCAUGGGGAGAAAUUCGAGCCGGAGGGAUGUGACUGGCCCCCGAUUCUCCAGUCUGCGGACGGCCUCCUUUUCCCCUGCGCCCAGUUUGUCUCUGAGGGAGGGUGGGAUGAGGGCGGUAGUUAAGGGGGGGUUAAUACAGGGAUAUUUACGUAUACCUCUCUAAUAAAUGCCUCACUGCUAGAAACUCAAAAGUGACUUUUGCCAACUAAAAUCCAGGGAUCUUAGGUAGGCGGGGGUGGGGCAGAGUUUAGACCUCCGUCUCCACGAUUGGGUUGUUCAUACAAGUUAGUGAAGUCUGGAUGGGGAGGGGUUGGGCUGAUGGGUACAAAAUAAUAAUUAUCCAAACCAGCAAAAUACAAAGCAUGUAGAAAGCUCACAUGUAGCUGUUUUAAACAGUAAAAGGAUCCUUUUACCUCGCACCUUUUUCCCGGCACACGCAAGUCUUUGUUCAUAUGUACGUUUAGUCGGAAUUCUUAAUUUCCUUACAAACCGUAGGACUUUUAUUUCUUUCCCGUCAACAAAAGCCGUAAAGGUUUAAGCCAUCCCAGGUCCAUGAAACUAUACUGCAUAUAAUCUAGGCUUAAGUUGCAUGUUUAUGUGAAUGUCUUUAUUUAUAGCAUUAAUCAUCAGUUUUCAGUCUAAUGCUUGGUUCAAGUUUCCCCUGCAAUCAUUCCCAUCCCUCCCACCCCCCAUUAGGUUUAACUAAGGUUGUUUGUGUUCAGACAGACUAUAGAUAAGUUGAAGAAUAAACUACUGUUUGAUGGUUAAUGCAGCAACUUAAUAAAACUGUAAGCAGAUCAAGAAUUAACUUUGCUGCUGUGGCUUCGUUGUCGUGAUAUUUAGGAAAUGUCACCAAGGAUGAAUUCUUACUGGUAUAGAUGCACUUUUUCUCCUGAGAAAAUAGAAUUUCUAAUGGAAGACGUACGGUAAUAAUAUACUGAAUUUGUUAAGCCUGUUUUGGAUAAGGGAUAUUUUUAGGACUGCUGUAAGCAAAAAGAUAACGAAAAUUUAACACUCAAGAGGGGCUAUAGGUUUAUAAUGCAACAACGAAAAGGGGAUGAAUAGGAUUUUAGGAAGAAGGCAGUACUCAUCAGAAAACGUUUCCUUGUCCGAGUUGAAGGGGGUAGAAAUGCACCAAUCAGGUUUCAUUGCCAUUAUUUUUAUAAAGCUUUGAGCAGCGGCAAUUUUGGUGGAUUUUGGUUUAUAAAAUAUUUGUAUUUCACAGAUACAAGUGUUUUGUAUUUGGAUAGUCAUGCCAUAUAUGUGCAAUUAUCAACAGUCGCUGUACAAUAUAGAUUUCCUGUUAAACCAGAAUAUCAUAUAGAAGCGUUAAGCUUAACUAAAGCAACAGUCUGCUUUUGUAUUUCCUAAAGAAAUAUAGAUCCUUAAGGCGUUGAUGGGAGCUGUUGUGCUUCUAUUUGUACCGUUUCUAACUCUGGUCACUAAGAUAUGAAGUUUUCAUGGAAACCUCCCAUGGGGUUAUAAUGUGCUGGUUUAUAUCCCCCCUCCAUUAAAGGAAAAGAGAAUAAAAUGUUUUAUCUUUGAAUAUUAAUCCAGUUUGGUUCUUUGUGGUUCUUUAAUGAGUAAUUAUCCACACUGCAAUGGCAGAUUUCUCUCUGCUGCAUUUGCUUAAAUAGCUUUUUUUUCUU
Cyprinodon variegatus (sheepshead minnow) is the source of this 4498-nucleotide messenger RNA. It is a transcript of the gene tnpo2, whose product is annotated as transportin 2. The record is from RefSeq and is a predicted model, not a curated record. Gene Ontology annotation, molecular function: nuclear import signal receptor activity; small GTPase binding. Gene Ontology annotation, cellular component: nucleus; cytoplasm. Gene Ontology annotation, biological process: protein import into nucleus. Lineage: Eukaryota; Metazoa; Chordata; Actinopteri; Cyprinodontiformes; Cyprinodontidae. Bases 101 to 2773 code for a protein of 890 amino acids. The transcript has 25 exons.